Xiphophorus couchianus (Monterrey platyfish) is the source of this 1018-nucleotide messenger RNA. RefSeq names its product growth arrest and DNA-damage-inducible, gamma interacting protein 1 (gene gadd45gip1). The record is from RefSeq and is a predicted model, not a curated record. Lineage: Eukaryota; Metazoa; Chordata; Actinopteri; Cyprinodontiformes; Poeciliidae. Gene Ontology annotation, cellular component: nucleus; mitochondrion. Bases 36 to 719 code for a protein of 227 amino acids. The transcript has 2 exons.
CGUUUCGGAACCAGAAGAAGCGAACGGAAGAAAAGAUGGCGGCGUCCAUCCUGGUGCAGAGGACGGCAGCGUUCAGUGGGACCUUAAAGGGAGCUUCCCUGUCCAGAGCCAUCCUUCCCGUGAACUGCCGCUGUGGGUUUGUGUUGCAGGCCGCAAGCUACAACCCCAAGCCGCUGUGGCUGAACCUCCGGGAUCCCUACGUCCCCGACAAGGAGAGCAACAAAACUCCGGAGUGGCAGAAGACGUCUCGGUACGACAGGAAGCUGUUCGGCCGCUACGGCUCAGCCUCGGGCAUCGCGCCCGCGUCUCUGUGGCCGUCUGCCGAGGAGCUGGAGAAGAUUGUAGCGGAGGAAAAGGAGUGGCAUCCACCAUUGGAAGUUUUACUGAAGAACAUCGAGGCCAGAGAGACGGAGGAAACCGAGAAGCGGCUCGCGAAGGAGAAGCUCAUAGCGGCGAACAUGGCCAAGAUGCCCAAGAUGGUGGAAGACUGGCGCAGGGAAAAGCGCGAGGCCAAGCAGAAGCUGAAGGAGGAGAAGGAGAGGAAAGCCAAGCUGCUGGCCGAGGCGCGGGAGCGCUUCGGUUACAACGUGGACCCCCGCAGCCCCAAGUUCCUGGAGAUGGUCGCCGAGAUAGAGAAGGAAGAGAAGAAGAAACGGAAGCUGCUGAAGCGCAGACAGAAGGAGGAGCAGGCUGCAGCGCCCCCGGCUGCCCAGCCCUAGAACUGGAGUUUUCAGCAACACAUGCUGUCAGUAGAAACAACAACAAAAAUCUCAGCUCUGGUUUAAUCAGUCAUGGCAGGAAUUGUGUUUUUACAAAUGUAUAUACUAAACUGGCGACAUGUUGCUAUGUUUGUAUUUAUUGCGCUGGAAAGUGGACUUUGUAAGCCAGUGCAGUCCUUCUUUUAUCACCCAAUAUCUUCUUUGACGAUGAAAAACAAUUUUUUCUUUCUGUUUCUAUGUAUCUUCACCAUCUUCUCAUGUGUACAGACUUUAGAACAAAAUAUAAUUCUUCCAAAACA